Molecule: messenger RNA, 1082 nt
Organism: Archocentrus centrarchus (flier cichlid)
Lineage: Eukaryota; Metazoa; Chordata; Actinopteri; Cichliformes; Cichlidae
Product: PI-PLC X domain-containing protein 1-like
Biological process (GO): lipid metabolic process
Molecular function (GO): phosphoric diester hydrolase activity
Source: RefSeq, a predicted model, not a curated record
UACAGAUGUCUGCAAAAAAAGGCAAAGGGGGUAUAGAGGUCACGAGCUACAGUGACUGGAUGUCACAGCUGCCAUCGAAACUUUGGACCCUUCCUCUCUUUGACCUUGCCAUUCCAGGAAGCCACGACUCAUUGAGUUAUGAUUUGGAUAUCAGCUCUGCAAUUAUAGAGCCUGACCGUCUAAGAAGAUUCAGCAGGAUUUAUUGCAUUCGCAGUAUAGUCCGAACAUGGGGAGCCACUCAGGAAGACAACAUCACGAUGCAACUGGAAGCAGGAGUUCGCUAUUUUGACUUGAGGAUUGCUCGCAAGCGUAAUGACCCCAAUCCCACCAGGCUUUACUUUUACCACGGCUUGUACACAUGCACUGAUGUGGAGACUGUUCUCAGGGAAAUACAUGCAUGGGCAGAGAACCAUCCUAGAGAGGUUAUCAUCCUGGCUUUUUCAAACUUCAGGUUUGAGAAAAACAUUGCAGGACAACUUCACAACCACCUUAUCAGCUUCAUUAAGACCUUGUUCGGAAGCAAACUCGUCCACCGAUCGGACACCCCUAUGCUGAAGAACUGCUUGGAGGGAGGCAAAAACGUCAUUGUUUCAUAUGAUUAUCCAGCAAGUCAUCAUCCUGAAAUAUGGAAUAAAAUAACUUAUUACUAUGCCAACAGCAUGGACCGGGCACAAGUAAAAUCAAAGAUCUCUGAAGCUGUGGAAAAGGAAAAGCCCUUAAAACGCUUUUUUGUGUGCGGUUUGAACCUGACUCUGCCAGAGGAUGCCAAGAUACUCAAGUACAUCCUUCGCCUCUGCGACAGUUUCACCAACGUCUCACACAGGAGCCUGCCCAAGCUGCUCAAGUGGCUGAAGCAGCAAUCAGGCGUCAACAUCGUCGCCUCAGACGUGGCAACUCGUGACAACUUUGUGUCAACAGUUGUUCAGCUCAAUUUGGCACUUGUGAAAGCAUAACUAAAACCUAUCAUGUCUUGUUCUUUAGUUUGUACAUAAUACUGCUUUUUUUUUAACUGAAAAUAUAUAAAAUAUUGUAGUUACUUGAUGCUUAAAUGUUUGCAUGAUGACAAGAAAUAUUAUUGUGUU